Sparassis crispa is the source of this 1053-nucleotide messenger RNA. RefSeq lists its product as hypothetical. NCBI's taxonomy places the organism in Eukaryota, Fungi, Basidiomycota, Agaricomycetes, Polyporales, Sparassidaceae. The transcript is spliced from 5 exons. The record is from RefSeq and is a predicted model, not a curated record. The coding region runs from base 1 to 1053 and encodes 350 amino acids.
AUGCGUAGCCCAGUCAUCGCCUUCUCCAUCUUCGCCGCCGCGGCGGUCAGCCCAACUCUUGUCUCCGGCGCUCCCACGUCUUCCAACCCUACCACCGAGCUCGAGUCGGCCGUUCAACGUGUUGCUCGUCAACUUCCUAACCAGCUCAGUGCCCUGGGCUUGGAUUCCUCCACUCCCCAGGCUGCUGCCGUGCAGCCGGAGACACCUGAUGCGCACCGCGCCGCUGAGGAGAAACUUCACAACCCAGUGCCUGCAUCCGCUGAUGCCGCAGACCCUGCGAGCGUUGCCACCGGUAGCCGCCGUAAGAGAGCUUCAGACCAGUUUACCGCUGGUGGUAACUCCUACAGUGGCGCCUCGAGCGGUACCUCCGGUGGUACCAUCACGAACGAUGCCCAGGGUAAUGACAAUGCUGGACCGCCUACUCUUAUCAAUGACGGCACAGCAGGAGCAGUCAACAAUGCUGGCAACGGUGGAGAGUCGACGAGCGGUUUUAGUUACGGUGGUUUCGGUGACGGAGAGGGUCCUGGUGGAAACGCUUACAGCGGCUCUACGGGUCCGUCGAACGGUGGCAGCACCCAGAACAGCGGCAACGGUAUCACCAACACCAACGCGAACUUCGCAGGCACUGGUGGCACCAAUGAGAGUGGUGACUCUCACGGUGGCGACGCUACUGGUCCACCGAGCCUUGACAAGCGUUCGGGUGACAAUAAUACCGGUGGCGGUAACGCGUACAGCGGUGCAACAUCUAAUGUCUCUGGGGGUAAUGUUAUUAACCAGGGUCACCACGAAGGCACGAUAACGAACCAGGGUGGCAACAACGCCGGGAUUGCGGGGAGCACCGAGUCCGGGUUUUCCACCGGGGGUGACGGCAACGGAUUAGGCCCUGGUGGCAACGCGUACACGGGCGCAUCGGGAGCCGCGUACGGAGGUGGAGUAACCAACAGUGACUCCGCUAUCACCAACACGGCCGGCGCCAACACGGCUGGCACGGGUAACGGCGUGAGCGGAGGGGAGAGCGAGACGGGCGACGCACAGGGCGGCAACGCCAAGUGA